AAAACACAAACAAAAAUCUCGAGUCAAAUAUAUAAAUAUAAAUGAAACAAAUUUGGAAUCCAGUUCUCGAGUAGAUAGCUGUCUAUAAAUUCUCGGUUUGUUAGUAUAAUUAAACAAAAUCUGUUGUGCGCAUGAAAAAAAAAAUAUUAAGGAAUCCAAAUUAACUGUGAAUUCAAUAUGGCUCAGAUAACCGAGAAGAGGACGACGUCGGCCCGAUCGGGAACUGCGGCCAAGGAGAACCACAGUCUGACAGGACAGCACAAUCAUCACAAUCAGGGACACCAGCGCAGCGGCAAGGGCAUUGAGAUCCUCGACUUCCAUGAGUCUUGGCUGGAGGAGGUGGAGCUGUACAAGGACAAGAUGGUCAUGUGCAAGAAGUUGGCACACCACAACCAUAUGCCCGCCGCUGCCCACCACCUACAGCCGCAUCUUUCUGCUCCGAAUCGAAAUCAGGGCCGGGUUGUCCAGCCCACCACUCCGCAGCAUCGCAGCUCAGCCGGUGGAGGAUCAAUUUCUGGUGCUGCAUCUGCUUCGAUUUCCCUUUCCGCCUCCGCUCGUUCUUCGCCGCCUGGCCAUAAACAAAGAUCACCGCCAUCGCCAAGAAAACGCCUGACACCCGAGAAAGUAACCGUCGGUCUUGGCGGAGGAGCCUCCAAGGUUGCCGGUCAGCGCAUCGUCAUUCGAGGUUCCCCGCCUAAUAACUCCCCACCCAAGGUCGCUGUUACGGCUUCAAGCGCAGCGCCCUUUGUGGCCAAUAGUGUGCUCCAAUCGGAGCCGUACAAGAAAGUCCAGAUGCUUUUGAAGCGCGCAAGGGAGGAAGUGCUCUCCAAAAACUCACCUGGCUUUGGCAAUGGAGGCAAGCGCUCCAGUCUCAGUCCGCCCAACCAGGUCGACCUUCCCUCUUCAAGUAUGUCCUGCCCGAGUACCCAGACCCUGAAGCCAUCUCAGACCAGCAAGAUCGUGGUGAACUCGUUCCAUGGCAGCAGCAUGCUGAGUGCCCAGCAGCAGGAGGAGAAGAGCAGACUGCUCACUCAAAACGGGCUAACAAAGUCGGCUGCCAGCGCCUUGGAGACGAGCCUCUACGCCUCACUAUACGCCCAUCCGCCCCAGAACACCCAGCACCAGUUCCACCACCAGCGGAUUUCCGCCGGAGACCACAGUCCACCGUAUGUGGGAGUCUCCCUGAACAAGGGAAUCGGACAUGACCACGACCGGAAGCACGAAGACGAUCCCUGCGCAGCCAUUGAUGACAUCAACAACUACGACGAUUCGGACUCGGAGGAGGAGUACGUGGGCACGCCGUUCUUCCUGGAAGAGGACAACACGGAGACGCGUCAGAGCAAGCACACUCGCCUGCUGCCGGAGAAGACUCAGUCGAAGGAAUCGGUGGCCACCACUGAUUCAGAAGCUUCGGUCUACUUCCGUCCAGGGGCUAUCCUUUCGCCCAGCCUCUUCCCUCACGUUCCGCCGUACCUGAACUUCACCUCGCACGCUGACAAGGGACCCCCGAUGCCAGCAGCCUUGCAUCGAGUCCUGAAAUGGAAACUAAGUCCUGUGAUGCCAAAGAUUGUCAAGCGAGUGGUACUCAACUCAGGCUUCCGUAUCAUCAAGAACACCACCGACUGGAUGGCAGUUUGGGAGAAGCACAUGAAGAGCCCCGGCUUUAGGACCAUUCGAUCGCACCAGAAGUACAACCAUAUCCCUGGAUCGUUCCGAAUCGGACGAAAAGACACCAUGUGGCGCAGCAUCUACAACAAUAUGAAGAAAUUCGGCAAGAAGGAGUUCGGCUUUAUGCAAAAAUCCUACAUAAUGCCUGAUGACUUGGAAAGUCUGCGCCAGGUGUGGCCCAAAAAUGCGUCUAAGCUGACGAAGUGGAUUGUAAAGCCGCCAGCGAGUGCCCGAGGAACAGGCAUUCGAAUUGUGAACAAAUGGAGCCAAUUUCCCAAAGACCGUCCGUUGGUUGUUCAAAAAUAUAUUGAACGGCCGCUGCUGAUCAACGACAACAAGUUUGAUAUGCGUCUGUAUGUGGUGUUGACCUCAAUAAAUCCACUCCGAAUCUAUAUGUACAAGGAUGGACUGGCGCGGUUUGCGUCCGUAAAGUACAGCUCGGAGUUAAGCAAUCUCGACGAGCGCUGCAUGCACCUGACCAACUACAGCAUCAAUAAGUUCUCGCAGAACUACGCGAAGAAUGAGGACUUCAAUGCUUGCCAGGGUCACAAGUGGACCCUUCAAUCACUGUGGUCAUGCCUGGAGAAUCGUGGCGUGAACACCAAGCGCUUGUGGGCUACUCUGCGGAAUCUGGUGAUCAAAGGUAUCGUAAGCGGGGAGUCAGGAUUGAAUCGCAUGUACCGCCAGAAUGUGAACUUCCGCUACAAUUGCUUUGAGCUGUUUGGCUUUGAUGUGCUGUUGGAUGAGAACUUGGUGCCCUGGUUGCUGGAAAUCAAUAUAUCGCCCUCGCUGCACUCAGAACUACCCUUGGAUCUGCACGUAAAGGGUCCGCUCAUUCAGGCCGUGUUAAAUACGGCUCUCUACCAGGUGCCUCCAAAGCUGAAUGAACGCCAGCAGACGGAGAUCCUGGAAGAGCUGAAUCUGGCCGGUCCCCUGUGCCAUGACAAGCGCAUCUUCACCACCUGCCUGACGGCGGAGGAAGUGCGCAAGCAUAACCAGUACACCAACCGGAGCAUCGAGUUCCGAGAGGAGUACGUAGACACCAUUCUAGACAACCUGCUGCCGGACGAUGUGCGUUGCCUAAUCGUUGCCGAAGAUGAGCUGGCUAGAUGCCAUCCGCUGGAACGGAUCUUCCCCACAUCCGGUACCCAUAUAUAUUUGCGAUAUGUCGAGAAUGCCCGCUACUACAAUCGCCUGCUAGACGCCUGGGAGACGAAGUUCGCCAAGAACAGGGAAAUGGGCAUUGCCCUGCUGUCACGCUAUUGUCGGGACAAAUACCAUCUGCAGGUCUCGGAUGCCGCCAUGGAGAAGGAACCAAAUGUUGCACUUACCGAGAUCGAUAUGCUGCACGUGCGAAAGGAUGAGGUGCUGGACGGUGCCACCACGCUGGCCAUGCUUAAGCCCACCGCCGUGGACAGCAGCGAGUUGGUGGUACCGAGUCCGGAUGCCUCCAUCGAGGUUAAGUCCUGAAACCACAACUGAUCCCCUUCGAGAGAAUCGUCAACCGCCACCGCAUAUCGAAAUCAUCAUAAGAAAGUCAUUUCCGCAUUCAAUUCCGUUUCUGGUACUACACUACGCCCACAUCCCGUUCAAAUUUGCUUUGGAAUUGUCUCUACUGAAUACCCUGGAUCGUGCUGUCAUUAUUACUUAUUAUUUACGGAACAUAGAAAAAUUAUAAAGUGAAUAAACAACAUACAUUAUUUCGUGGUGUGAUAAAUGUAAA
This is a messenger RNA of Drosophila eugracilis, 3391 nucleotides long. RefSeq names its product tubulin polyglutamylase ttll-4 (gene TTLL4B). Lineage: Eukaryota; Metazoa; Arthropoda; Insecta; Diptera; Drosophilidae. Gene Ontology annotation, cellular component: cilium. Gene Ontology annotation, molecular function: tubulin binding; tubulin-glutamic acid ligase activity. The record is from RefSeq and is a predicted model, not a curated record. Gene Ontology annotation, biological process: protein polyglutamylation; microtubule cytoskeleton organization.